CCUGGUGCCAGGGCGCUGCUGAGCCACACCCAUGCUCUCAGGCUUGCGAGGGCUCCAGCCAGCCCUGGGUCCCUCCACGACAGGCGUAGGAAGUCACGUUUGAGGUUACUCAUGGAAAAAUUUGAGAAGGGUAGCGAAGACAGAGAGGAUGAUCCUGCUCAAAGUCAACCCUUCAAAAUCCCAAGAGGAGAAAUUCCUGAAGGAUUACAACAGGAAAGGAAAGCAGCAUUUGAGAAACUAGCAAGUCAAGGAAAUGCAAUGUGUAUUCCAGGACCCAGUACCUCUCAUGAAACUGUUCAUCCUAAGCCUCCUCUGGCAGUCAAGCCUUCAACUGAUGACAAAAGAGAGCAUGAUCCAAAGCCAUCACAUUUGAACCCAGUGGCACAAAGGUUUGGUGUUCAUCUUCAGCCAACUAACAGAGAAAAUUAUGGAAAAACUGAAUUCACUAAAUUCCCCAUCAAAACCUGUGACUCGGCAAAAGGGGACCCAAAGCCUCUGUGUCCAAAACCUGCAAGGAACAAGUUCCCCAGCUCUGCUCCUCCUGAUAAAGAAGAAAAUACUCUGGGAGCAAAACCAAAUUCAGAUUUGGCAUCACAGAAGAGUGAGGCAAAACCAGCAUUUCCAAAAGUAACUGGAAUUAAGAAAAAGCUAAUGUCUGCAGCACAGGAAAAUGUACCCAAGCCUUCUCUUUUUAAAAAACCUUCUUUUAACAUUGAGGUCUCUAACAAUACAGACGUUUCUAAUAAAUGUGGUUCUCUUCAAAGUAGUCUGUCAGGCCCUAGAACAAAUACACACUCACUUAAGAAAGUAAAGGAAAUGAGUGAAAAUAACUCAGCUGCAGAAGCUGCAGGUAGUCAUCUUCCUAAAAUAUCUCUGAAGCCUGCUGGCCACUCACAGAGCUUAUUUCAAGGCACCUCGAAAAACGUGGAGGAAGAGACUGAAGAAAAGGGAAUGAGUGUUAUCAAGACCACCAUUGCCAAGAAAGUCAACCAGGAAGGAUCAGAUUCUUCUCCUAAGUUUCAUAAAAUCAAUACAGCACUUGGUGCAGAAAGGUCAUCAGAUGAAUCACAAGAGAAAGAGGAUGGGGACAGGAGUUCAAGAUGCCCCAAGCAAAGGGUUUGGGACCCAGUGGUCAAGAUGGCCCCGAACCCACCAAAGCCUAACAGACCCCCACAUGUGGAACUACGAGGAUACCAGAAGAGCGCCCCAAAAAAGACAGCUAAAGGUUUGAAACUGACAGCACCUUCCUCAGCAGCAUCUGCCCCACAGUUUCCACCUCCUCCACCAAUCUCUUACCCAGCCCUGCAGGUUAAGGCAGCUCCCAGUCUGCCCCCCAGAAACAUCAAGCCCAGCUCUGAAACAAGAAAUCCAGAAAAUGAAGAAAAUUAUGAUGACGUGGAAUUUGUUUCACAGGGUCAUGGAGGUACACAGGGGGGCCAACAGAGUGAUGUUGAGAUGUAUGAAGAUAUAAAUGACAUCAGAUCAUCAAGGGAAAAAGAGAAGAAGCAGAACAAAGAAGAUAAGAGAAGAAUGGAACAAGAGAAAAGAGAACAAAAGGAAAAAGAAAAGAAAGAACUGGAAUUAAGGAAGAAGUUCAAAUUAAUGAGACCCAUUGAAGUUAUUCAUCAGGCACGAGCUUGUGUUGACUACAAAGGGGGGAAGAAUGAACUGACUGUCAAAGAGGGGGAUAAGAUUGAAAUCAUUCGCCUCACAGACAACCCAGAAGGAAAGUGGUUGGGCAGGAUAGGAGAAUGCUAUGGAUACAUUAAAACAACCAUGGUAGAGAUUGAUUAUGACUCUUUGAAAAGAAAGCAACGAGCACCUACUGGAGCCAAUGUGGAAUUUUCAGAGUGUGACAUGGAAGUGUAUGAUGAUGUUGGAGAGCAGGAGAGCUUGAUGAGCCUAGGUUCCGACAAUAGUGGAACUGGAAAUGUGUUCCCACCUCCUCCUCCUUCUAAUCAAGAUAUUUACGAUGAAAUUGAUGAUGGAGAACCCAUAGCAAGGUCUGUAUCACAGGAUGAAGAUAAGAAUGGUGUCUGGUCCUGGGGAAUCUUGAAGAGGCUAAAGGUCAAAGAUGACAAAAAGAAAAGUAUACGAGAAAAAACAACCAAAGUCAAUGAGGCAGAAGAUAAUGGAAAUUUAUUCACAUCUUCUUCAACAAAGCUGUCUGGAAAAGACUGUGGAGAGGAUGUGUACGAUGACGUGGAUUCUUCGGACUUCCCUCCACCGCCGCUUGAUGAUACUUCAUCAAAAGUAGCAAGCUUUGGAAAAAGGAAAUCAGAUGAAAAAGAUGUACAAAAGCAUGAACAGAUGGAAAGAAAAGAGAAAGAAUUCCGGAAAAAAUUCAAAUUUGUAGGUAAAAUAAAAGUUCUUUUUUCUACUACUGUGGUUCAGAAUUUGCCUAAAAAAAGAUGGGGAUCUAAAGAAUUACAUAUUAAACCGGGAGAGUCUCUUGAUAUUAUAGAAAGUACGGAUGACACCAAGGUCCUGUGCCGCAAUGAAAAAGGAGAAUAUGGCUAUGUCUCGAGAAGCAAUUUAGUUCAAAACGAAGGAGAGAUUUAUGACAAUGUUGCUGAGGACAUCUAUGAUAACGACUCAGAUGCAUGAUUCUGUUCAACUAAUGACUUGAAGAUCACCUCUAGUUUGGACUCCUACUUGUGGAAGCUCAAUUACAAAUUAAUUGGUUACACCCCUGUAAAUGUAGAAUUAACUUUUCUUAGGAGUUCAGCCUUUUGUCCUCCAUUGCUUUAAACUACAUUACAUUGCUAUUCAUCUGAGCCAUUAAAAUUCCCUUUAUUGAUGUUUUAAAUACAAUCAAAUACAAUUUGAAUACAUCUCAGAGGAGGGAUAUGGGGAUAUUAAAAAAAAACCAAACAACUGUGGAGAUAAUAGCCUAAAAACUGCUUUUUUACUGUAUUUAAAAUUACUGAUAAAAUACUGAAAAGCUGUACACAAACUUGAGUUUCUCCCUUUAUAUUUGCUAUUUAACCAGCAUCUAGGCAUAAAAAACUAGUGGUAAGUUUUUUCUUUUAUUUUACCAAUGCCAUUCACUGGAUGCAUUUUUUUCUCUCUUCUGAAAUUCUUUUGAAUAAAAGCAUACUU
Molecule: messenger RNA, 3102 nt
Organism: Pipra filicauda (Wire-tailed manakin)
Lineage: Eukaryota; Metazoa; Chordata; Aves; Passeriformes; Pipridae
Gene: FYB1
Product: FYN binding protein 1
Exons: 19
Coding region: 112-2607 (831 amino acids)
Biological process (GO): T cell receptor signaling pathway; protein localization to plasma membrane; integrin-mediated signaling pathway
Cellular component (GO): plasma membrane
Molecular function (GO): protein binding
Source: RefSeq, a predicted model, not a curated record